AAUGAAACUCUUCUACAUUGCUUGAUGAAUUUAGUCAUGAUUCAAGCCUGCACCGGUUAGGUGUCGUUGAUGUCAAUGGUCGGCGCCUAAUUGGACAUAAAUAAUGAUCCGGAUAGCUGCUCUCAAUGCAGCCUCUGCUGCCGCAGAUGAGUGUGGGGAUGCCCUCAAGUCAACCAAAAGCCGGACCAAGGAGGCACAGGAAGCUGAGGCCUUUGCACUGUAUCACAAAGCCUUGGACCUGCAGAAGCAUGACAAGUUUGAAGAGUCUGCCAAGGCGUACCAUGAGCUCCUCAAAACUCCUCUUCUCAAAGAGGCACAGCCCUCCGAGAAUGAGAAGGUGGGGCUUAAGCACCCCGGGCUAAUGCUGAAGUACUCCACCUACAAGAACCUGGCCAGCCUGGCUGUGCAGAGAGAUGACCUAGAGACGGCCAUGGACUUCUACCUGGAGGCUGUGAUGCUAGACUCCACUGAUGUGAACAUGUGGUAUAAGAUUGGCCAGGUGGCCUUGCGCCUGGUGCGUAUUCCCCUGGCCCGCCACGCCUUCGAAGAGGGGCUCCAUUGUAACCCUGACCACUGGCCUUGCCUGGACAACCUCAUCACUGUGCUCUACACAAUCAGCGACUACAGCUGCUGCCUGUACCACAUCUGCAAAGCCCUGGAGAAGGAUCACUGCUACACUAAGGGCUUAGUGCUAAAGGAGAAAAUCUUUCAGGAGCAGCCCUGUCUAAAAAGGGACUCGAUGAAAAUGUUCUCCAAAUGCCACAUGUCUGUGCAUUACGUGGACGUGGAUGAGGAGGAGGUGCAAUCCAUCGUGGAGGAGGCGCUGGAGUUGAGGAGGCGGCGACAGGCUCUGAACGUCCGUGAGCCCAAGCCUGACCUGAUCCUAGUGCAGCCCAUCAAAUACUUCACGUGGAAGAGUGUCGGAGAGAGUCUGGUGGCCAUGUACCGGCACCAGACCACAUGCGAUCCACCGCGUCCGAGCCUUGGCCGCCGCAUCAAUCUGUCAGAGUACCAGGACCUGGAGCGCUGCCUCCAGCGUACGCCACCGCUGCCUCCACCGCUGCCUCCACCGCUGCCUCCACCGCUGCCUCCAUGCCAGGCUCCUGUGCAACCACCCACCCCGGUCAGUGAGCCACAGGCCCUCUCCCAGCAGGGCAGCUGCAGCCCCAGCUCCUCGCAGCCCUCCAUGGCCGAGCAGUUGGUCACUCCGGGACCUACGGCCCCUGGAGAGGCACAGACACAGAUACAGACACAGAUACAGAUGAUGCAGGCUGAGGGUCUGGUACAGGCACAGGCACAGGCACAGGCACAGACAGAGCUCCCUCCUCCCCCUCCUCUUCAGCCCACCAACCCUGCCCUCAUCCCCCACAGCCAGAAUACGGUGGAGAUCAACACCACUGCUCCAGUAGGGGUAGAUCCUGUGCUGGGAGAUAAGGCAAAGAAAGCCCCCAAGAGGAAGCGGGUCGUAGAGGACAGUGGAGAGACCGCCAAGCGACGAUCAGCUCGAGUUCGGAACACCAAAUGCAAAAAGGAAGAAAAGAUAGAUUUUCAGGAGCUGUUGAUCAAAUUUCUUCCAUCAAGUCUGAGGAAAUUUGAUCCGGAGGAUGACGAUGAAAGCCUGAGCAACAUGGACACCCAGUGUGAUGCCAAAGCAAACAAAGAGCCUGGAGCCAGUGAAGCCCCCACUGAGUACAUCGGCUCUAUGGAACAGGAGCGCCAGGAUGUCCACAACUUCCUGCUCAGCAACAUGAGCAAUGGCGGGAUUCUGGAGCUGAUGAUGCGCUACCUGAAGGCGGUGGGUCAGAGGUUUGUGGAGCCGUGGCCCCCGGGCCUGAGCGCCGUGGUGCUGGACGUCUACCACUGCUGGAGGAAGCACAGCAUCGGCCUGCCCAACCCGCUGCACAAUGAGAGCAGUGACCAGCACCUCAGGGAGAUGAUGAUGAUGAGCUUGGCAUGUAUGGAGCUGCAGCUGGAGAAGUGGUCCCAGGCCAAGGGCAAGUUGGUGUCCCCAAGGAAGCACAUCCAGGGCCAGUCCAGUGACGAUACUGAGCCAGACUUCCCCGGGCCGCACCAGCAGUCGGACCUGCUGCUCAUGGCCCUGGCCUCCUCCCAGAGGGACGUGUUCGGGGACGACUGGUGGGGUUAUGUGGUGCGGGUCUACUGGUACAAGGCCCGCUUCCUGACUCUGCAGGGCGAGAUGGACGAGGCCUUGGACAGCUAUGACGUCUGCACAGGUAUCCUGAAUAGCAAACGCCAGAGCGGCAGCGAGGAGGAGAACUUCACCAUCGUUCUGCCUAACCUGCGAGCGGACGCCACCAUCUCGUUGGAGGAGAUUGAUAAGAAGCUGAAGAGCCUGGAGCGCUGCCAGUCCCUGGAGGAGAUCCAGCGGCUGUACGAGUCCAGUGACUAUGCGGCGGUGGUGCGGCUGCUGCAGCCCACGCUGAGUGGCGGGCCGGGCGCGGGCCGCGUCCAGCCCCUGGACUUCAUCAGCUCCGCGCCAGAGAGGCCCACCCAGCUGCUGCUGCUACAGAAUUCCCUGCUAAAGCAGAAGGACUACAAGCAGUGUCUGGAAUGUUCCGAAGUGGCACUGAACGAAGCUGUGCAGCAGCUCAACGACGUGCUACCCAACUGCCCCUCCAGUAAGGAGGAGUGGGUGAGCACCAUCACCAAGCUGCUGGGGGGUAUCGAGAGCUGCCUGACCGAGGAGCCACAGAUCCUCAGCAACCUGCCUCGCUCCGCCAACAUGGCCCGGCUGGCCAACAACCUCAUCCAGUUGAUCGACUGCAGCAUGGCGCUGCCUGACGACCCCAAGGAGCCCCACUUCUCCUCUGUGCUGCCCUGGAUCCUGCUCCACCACAUCAUCAAGCAUGAGGAGGUGGCCUUCCACUGCACCAUGCACCGCCGCAUGUCUGUGGAGGACGAGGACGAAGUGGAGACUCCCAUGCUGCCAUCCUCGCUGAUGUUGCUCAACACGGCCCAUGAGUACCUGGGCCGCCGCUCCUGGUGCUGCAACUCCAACGGGGCUCUGCUCAAGUUCUACGUGUGUGUCCUGGAGAAGGAGGUGAAGGUCCUAAGGGCUAAUGAGGCCCACCCCUAUAAGGAGGAGCUGGAGAUGGCCCUGGAGCAAUGCUUCUACUGUCUGUACGCCUACCCCAGCAAGAAGAGCAAGCCCCGCUACCUGGAGGAGCACUCGGCACCACAGGUGGAACUUCUGUGGAGCAAUGCCCUCUUCAUGUUUGACUACUUCAAGCCUAAGACGCUGCCCGAGUUUGACAGCUACAAAACUAGCACGGUGUCCGCCGACCUGGCCAACCUGCUGCGUCGCCUCUCGGGCAUCGAGCCGCUCAGUGACGUGCCGACCCUGACCAUGGACGACGUCUCCGACUACAUUGAUGGCGGUGGCGUGAAGGUGAGGGGCAUCUCUAAGGUGCCUGCUCUUCCAGAGGGCUCGCCUCCAGCGCCCCCACUGGUGAAUGAGAUGUACUACCUCCUAGCAGAUUAUCAUUUCAAGAACAAGGAGCAGUCCAAAGCCAUCAAGUUUUACAUGCGCGACAUCUGUGUGUGUCCUAACCGGUUUGACUCGUGGGCAGGCAUGGCAUUGGCGCGAGCGAGUCGGAUCCAGGACAAGCUGAACUCCAACGAGCUGAAGAGCGACGGGCCCAUCUGGAAACACUCCCUGGCUGUGCUCACCUGCUUCAGGCGGGCGCUGGAGAUCGACAGCUCCAACCUGGCGCUGUGGAUCGAGUACGGCACCAUGUCCUACGCCCUGCACUCCUUCGCCUCACGCCAGCUCAAGCAGUGGAAGACCGAGCUGCCCCCAGAUCUGGUCAAACAGAUGGAGGAGAGAAGGGACUCCAUGCUGGACACGGCCGCCAAGUGUUUCCAGGGCGCGUCCAGCUGCGAGGGGGACAGCGACGAGGAGGAGUGGCUCAUCCACUACAUGCUGGGCAAAAUCGCAGAGAAGCGCAAGCAGCCACCCAAGAACUACCUGCUGCUCUACAAAAAGUCGGCCCACUACCUCCACGAGGAGGCUGCCCGGUACCCCCGUAAGAUCCACUACCACAACCCCCCUGACCUAGCCAUGGAGGCCCUGGAGCUGCACUUCCGGCUCAGUGCCACCAUCCUGAAGCUGCUGGAGGACGAGAGGGCCAAUGAGCAGAAGGGGGAGGAGGAGCUGGACUUUGAGCUGUUCUUCAACACGCUGGCCGAGGCUGCCGUGGGGCCGUUUGCCCGAGGGGAAGAGAAGAGCAUGCCCAAAACCAGCGAGAAGGACAAGACCCUCUCCCUGAACGACGACGACUCCCGCUCCUCCAUGGGCACCGGCCUGGCGUCCUCCUCAUCGGCGGCGGCAGCUGCAGCAGCAGGGGUGACGGUGACCGGCACCACCACCACCACCACCACCACAACCACCACCUCGCUCCCGUCCAGUGCGCAAGGUCUGACCUCACCGCCGUACACGGCCACUCCGGUGGACCACGAUUACGCCAAACGUAAAAGGCAGAGGCAGCAGCAGCAGCAGCAGCAGCAGGAGCAGCAGCAGCAGCAGGAGCAGGGAGAUGCGCUGCAGUCUCAUGGCCAUGACUACUGCCUCUACAUGCCUACUGCGUUACAGAUGAUGCCCGUCACUGACCACAGUCAGGACAGUGUGACCCAGCUGCUCUCCGACUCCAACUCCCUCCAGGAUGUGUUCCUGGACCCCACCAGCUCUCAGGACAGCAGCCAGAAGGUGGACUCUGGGAAAUGUAGUACGUUCUCUGAGGACACAAACCCCCAAAUGAAGGAAGGGGCGGCCCUGGUUGAAGAUCCAGGUUCCCUUCAGGAGAAGCCCACAGAGGCUAGGCCAACUUUACCAUCCCAGGAUGACACCACCACACAGGAGUCCUCAGAUACGCUCUCCAUCACCUCACCUGAGACGUGCGCCCCGAAGCCUCCCGCUGAGCUCUUUGCCCAAACCCCCACCACCACCACCCCCACCACAACCUCCACUGCAGUCACACCGACUUCAGCCAACGCGCCCAAUCAGAAGCCGACCCAGUCCACGCCGCCCACCCCACCCAGCGAGAGCAAGCGCCGGACUGAGCCGCCACCACCGCAGGAGCUCCCUGAGGUGCCCAAGAGCCUGCCGCAGGGCCGGACAGAGCAGCACUACCUGCUGGUGGACUUGUCCAUCCGCUCGCUCUUCCUCUGCCUGAGCCGCUUCCCGCAGCACUACAAGAGCCUGUACCGGCUGGCCUACCUCUACGCCAACAGCAAGACGCAUCGGAACUUGCGGUGGGCACGAGAUGUGUUGCUAGGAAGCAGUGUCCCAUGGCAACAGCUGAAGCACAUGCCAGCACAAGGACUUUUCUGCGAGAGGAACAAGACCAAUCUGUUCAACGGCAUCUGGCGUAUUCCAGUGGAUGAGAUUGAUCGGCCAGGCAGCUUUGCGUCUCAUAUGAACCGCUCCAUCGUGCUCUUGCUGGAGGUGCUGUCUGAGCUCCGGGACCACGACACAUUACUUAAAGUCUCGUUCAUGCUGCAGAGAACCCCUGACCAGGGAAAGAAAUAUUUGCGUGAUGUGGACCGCCAGGUUUUGGCGAAGCGAGCGUUUUUCCUCACUGUGAAAGUGCUGGAGGACAAUCUGAACAAACUCACUGGGGUAUCAGAGCCGCCUCCUAAAGUUCCUGUCCCUUCCAUGGGGGAGAUGACGACGGCUGACCCAACCAGCAGGCCCUCUGCAGAGGCCGCCAAGCACACCCAGCCGCCUCAGAAGCCUGCCCUGACCGAGGCCCCAGCAUCGUCCACCUCAGCCGAGGCAGCACCCAGAGACGACUCCCCAAUGCAGCAGCAGCAGCAGCAGGCGUCUGUGCAGGCACCUGCUGAAAAACUGACCGAUCCCCAGGGCAGGGCUGAGGGCACGCAGGGUGAGAGUGCCAGGGCGGGCAGCGCGGAAGAGCCCAUGGAAUUGGACUUGGGACACAGUUUGGCCACCGCCACAGUCACAGCCACGCCGAAGACGGCAGACUCUCAGAGCGCGAGCCUCCUGGCCGAGAAGGAGGCCCUGCAGACAGUGCCGGAAUCCUCAGGGAAGGCUCCGGAGAGCGGCGGCCACACGCCAGAGCUGUCUCUAGAGGAGCUGAGCAUCAGUUCUAAACAGCAUCAGCUGCCACUGCAGCAUCAGAGCCUAAGCCUGGUACCCAAGGGGCCGCCCCCCACAUCGGCCCCGAGCGCCUCAGAGCGCCGGCCCCGGAAGAGGAAGCUCCUGGAGGACGUGGAGUCGGGCAAGACCCUCCUGCUGGAUGCUUACAGGGUGUGGCAGCAAGGUCAGAAGGUCAUGACCUAUGACCUGGGCCGCAUUGAGAAGAUUAUGUCUGAGACAUACAUGCUCAUUAAGCAGGUGGAUGAGGAUGUGGCUCUGGACCAGGCUGUGAAGUUCUGCCAGAUUCAGAUGGCUGCUUCAGCACAAAGACAGACCUCCGUUGACACCCCGGUCACCCCCAAAUUCAGCAAAGAGCAGCGCGACAUCUUCUUCCCCAGCAACUUCCCCAGCGGGCCGCUCCACAGCCCUCACACGCCCACCCCCACCGCGCUGGCCGGCCACGACAGCCUGCCCACAGAGGCCAGGCAGGGUAAAGUGCCCAGACUGUCGCACCCGCACUCCCACUCCCACUCCCACACCCACACCCACUCGCAUCCGACCACGCCCACACAGGGCACGGCGCCACCACUCUACUGUCCACCUCCAGCCACCCAGGACCAGCAGCUGCCCAGGAAGCCCACGAGCAACCCCACGGUGGCAGACAUGGCCGCCAGCUUCCACCCCCACACAGCGGAGGGCCGAGAGGAGUGUGGCCCUGAGGGUCUGGCCUACAGGCAGCAGGAGUCGCACCUGUGCCAGCAGAUGAAGAUGGCCUCUGUGUCACAGGCGCAGGACAUGGCCACUUGGGGCAGCGACGAGCCACCCACCUGCAGCGCCUCACAGGCCAGCACAGAGGACGUGUUUGUGUCCAGUGAUCAGCCCCAGCAGGCGGACUCCAGCCGCAUCCGCUCCCGGAUCCCCCCCAACAUGCCAAAGCUCUUCAUCCCGUCGGCCGUCACCAAGUUCCCCCCGGAGAUCACGGUCACGCCCCCCACGCCCACGCUGCUCUCGCCCAAGGGCAGCGUCUCCGAGGAGACCAAACAGAGGCUCAAGAAUGUGAUUCUGGCCUCUCAGUCUGCAGCUAAUGUGAAGAAAGACACUCUGGCCCAGCCAGCUCUCGAGGUGCAGGAGACGUCCAGCCAGGAGUCGUCUCUGGAGAGCGAUACGGACGAGGAGGACGACUACAUGGACAUUUGAGUGGACGAACAGACGGACACGUUGGACAUAAAGGGACAGAUGUUCUUCUCUCUUUCCUCUCACCAGCCUCUGCUCACAGUCCUACAAAGGCAAAGAGCUGACUUUGGCUGAUAUUGAGAGCCAAAACCACCACUCUUUACGUGUGUGCGUGUGUGUGCAUCUCUCUCUCUGUAACACACACACACACACACUCACUCAUACACGCUCAUUCUCACUCAUGCUGUUAUUCAUGCUUUGUCUCUGUUUCUGUUUGUCUCAUUCUCCUCUCUCUGUCCUCUUCACUCCUGUCUCUCACAUCUCCCCUGUUUUCUUCAAUUCUCUCUGUACUUCCUACCUUCAGCUGUGACUUGAGCAAAUGCAACGGUACUUUUUUAAACUGCACUUAAUCAUCAAUCUCAUCGGGCUGAUUUCAGUUCCAGACUGCAACUGGUCUUAAGCCUGGGCUCCAUCCCAUUCCAUCCUCUCUCUCUCUCUCUCUCUCUCUCUCUCUCUGUUCCGGCUUGAACUCUCAGCUGCGCAUGUUCUCUCUAGCACAAGGGCUUUCUCUUCUGCCAGUGUGUGUGGCACCGCAUCUUGGCACGUCUACGGUCUUGUUCAGUGCUGAUGCUCCUGUGAUGGCUGGGCAUGGAUUUAUUGUUAUUUACUCUUGUUGUUGUUGUUGUCGUCGUUGAUGUUGUUCAUAAUUACUGCUAUGAUUUUGUAGCUAUCCAGCAAAAAGUGCCAUUUUAACACUUCCCCGCCAACACCCCCAAACCUCUCAGUGAAAUCAGGUGUUUAUGCUGAGGCUAAUGAGAGGAACUGUCCCAUGAUGUGGAUGAGUGAGGGUGUUCCUGAAACCUAUGCAGACGCAUGCUUCCCCUGGCUCCGCACCAGUGCUGAUGGGGAUGUACUGAACUAGUCCAAGUGAUCAUGUUCAGACAUCAGGUUUGAAUGUUUCAUGUCUCGAAAACAUCCGCUCUGUACCGUUGAGGAAAGAACAGGAGCUUCAGGCCCCCUCGCGGUGCCAGUAGGGUAGGAUGGACCCAUUUCAGCUCACAACUCUGUGUGCGUUAAGGCAGCUUGACCUUUCUUAACCUUCACCACGGUCAUCUCACCAUACCUGAGGUGCCCCCACGGCAGAACGUGUUCCCAGGCGGCAUAUCAUUCCAGCUCACUCUCGCUCAUGUCCGCGCGUCUCCGAGCGUGUCACGAGAGGGACCCUGUUGUCUAGGCGACGCGUCCAGUAUAGAGCCCCACACGAGCCUCUUCUCUCGCACCAACCUGUGCAACCCUCUGCAGAUGAUAUCGGUUUACAUGUACACUUGCAUUUCUACAGUUAUCCACCUGUUCUACAAUUAUCUACCCUUUUUUUUUAAUGUAAUUUUGUUUAAGCCUUUUUCAUGCAGUUUUCUUUUCAGUCUGGCUCUGCAGUUGUCCUCAGUGUUUCUGCUUGUUUUUUUUGUGUGUCAUUGGAUGUUUUCAAGUUAUUUUCAAUGACUUUGGUGUUCUCAGUGUAUGGUAGCUACAUGCAGGUGUUGUCGUAUCAUGCAGAGGCCCGGGCUGGAGGAGCCACCAGCAGCAUUACCCCAGACUUGCACAAGAGCGGCCCCCACUCUGAAACUCCAAGGCUCUGACACCUUUGUACAUAUCAUGGAAGCAUCUCAAUCACCACUUGUAGCUGCCUAAGCUCAGCAGGAAAGAGGAAACAAAAAAAAAAACAGAAAACAAACAAAUGCUCGACUGGUCUAUUUUGGAGAAUAUGGAAGAAUACGAAACACACAACACUGACUAAACAAGCGUUAAGACGGCUGAAUGUUUUUUUACAGAUUGUUUUCUAAGAGAAGAUGGUUAUUCAUGGUAUUUUUCUGAAGAAAAAAACUGUCUAAGUAUACUUUUUUUAAAAAGAAAUAAAGACUUUCUAAAACAAUUGUCAUUGGGGGAAAAAAGAUGUCAGCCAAUCAUUUCUGCCUAACUUGGAUGUUUGUAUUUUGUUUGUUUUUUCGGCAAUGUAAGAUAUUGUUUUGUAUUCCGCUGCUGCGCUUCUCAAAGGGAUUUCCCAUGGCUGAGAGCAGUGGGAUUCAGCCUGAUUGUAAGGCUUUCAUUACUAUGUCGAUGGGUUCAGGGCUGUGGUGGGAUUGGAUGUUAUAUUCUGAAUUUUGACUUGCUGCAUUAAAGUUGUCACAACCAAAAAUACACUUGAUAUACUUCUA
This is a messenger RNA of Alosa sapidissima (American shad), 9504 nucleotides long. RefSeq names its product calcineurin binding protein 1 (gene cabin1). NCBI's taxonomy places the organism in Eukaryota, Metazoa, Chordata, Actinopteri, Clupeiformes, Clupeidae. Gene Ontology annotation, biological process: chromatin organization. Gene Ontology annotation, molecular function: protein binding; nucleosome binding. Gene Ontology annotation, cellular component: nucleus. The record is from RefSeq and is a predicted model, not a curated record.